Molecule: messenger RNA, 207 nt
Organism: Iphiclides podalirius (scarce swallowtail)
Lineage: Eukaryota; Metazoa; Arthropoda; Insecta; Lepidoptera; Papilionidae
Source: the annotation of a GenBank genome assembly
AUGGUGUUCCCCUACCGGAAACGGGGUUUCGGGAUCGCGGGCGACUGGGCCUUUAUACGAGGGUGGGCGAAGUUAUGUUACCGGGUCGGGGCUAUUCAAGCCAAGCCAAAUGCCGCGGGCCGCGGUAUUGUUCCAAACGGAGAUCCCGUGACCCACCUGAAAGCUGAUGUCGUCCACUAUGGGGUUUUAGUCGGUGUGAGUCCGGCA